AUGCCUGGCGUUGACGUUAACGAGGGAGGCGAGCACAGCUGUCUGCUCCAUGCGGCGUCCAUCUACAUGUGGGGUAUCCACGACAACCACCUGUUGCUACAACAACUUCUCCAGCAGGCUCUACUCAGCGAUGCCCAAGCAAAGCUGAAAGACCGAUGGCAGGCAGAGAAGGAGAGGAUGAUGUAUCACUAUCAGAGUACACGGGAGGAGAAGAUAGUGCGUCAGGGUACACUGGAGGAGAGGAUGGCGUGCCAAGGUUCACAGGAGAAGGAAUCCAUCAGUAGUCUAUUGGACUGGCAGUGUCACGCGGAUUGGAACGACGAGUCGGCAACGGGAGUCAACCCUGCCACGGAUGCGGGCGUGGCCCGUGAGCCACCCCCAGGGGGCGUGACAUGUGCCUCCCCACUAAGGGGCGCAGAGGAGCUGCACGUGUUUGCUCUUGCCAAUGUGCUGCGUCGACCAAUCAUAGUGCUCGCUGGCGAGGACGUGGGAUCGCGCGGCGAUGUUAGCGGGAGAGCGGACAGCGAUGUAGCAGGUGUCUACCUUCCGCUGCUGUCUCGCCACCAGUACUGCAUCAAAUCUCCCAUGCUGCUCGGUUACUGUCAUGGCCGCUUCGUUCCCCUGCUUCCCAUGGGAACCACCGCACAGGAACCGGAAGUUGACACGCAGCACCCUCUACACUGGCCCGCCGCCAUCCCGCUGGUGACGCACGCGAUGAAACAGCUGAGCAUUCGGCUUGCACUGCCGGCGGAGGCGCAGCGGUGGCGCCGGCUGGUGGGCGACUACUUGGCGGUGUGCGAGUGCGCGUUGUCGCGUUGCAACGAGGCGUGUCAGGUGCUGUGCGCGCACGCGCUCCCGCAGCAGCUAGAGACGAGCACCAGUCUAAUGCAGCUGUACGUGACCGUGCUGCAAGAACUGACGGUGCCCACCGACAACCGGUUGCUUGGUGCUGACCAUGCCAGCAACCGGUACACUGGGGCUGACCGAUCGGGCAACCGGUCCGCCGACGAUCGCUCGACCAUCGACAACGGAACGUCUGUUGGAGAUGACGUUGCUGGUGACGACAAGUGUGCAUCGCAGAAGCAGGAGCAGCAACAGCAGCAGCAGCAGCAGCAGCAUCAACAGAAACAGCAGCAGCAACAGACAGCAGCAUCAGUGUAA
Messenger RNA from Priapulus caudatus, 1161 nucleotides. Its product is annotated as tumor necrosis factor alpha-induced protein 3-like. The transcript is spliced from 5 exons. NCBI's taxonomy places the organism in Eukaryota, Metazoa, Priapulida, Priapulimorpha, Priapulimorphida, Priapulidae. The record is from RefSeq and is a predicted model, not a curated record. The coding region runs from base 1 to 1161 and encodes 386 amino acids.